This is a messenger RNA of Acomys russatus (golden spiny mouse), 291 nucleotides long. RefSeq names its product late cornified envelope protein 3B-like. The transcript has a single exon. Lineage: Eukaryota; Metazoa; Chordata; Mammalia; Rodentia; Muridae. Bases 1 to 291 code for a protein of 96 amino acids. Gene Ontology annotation, biological process: epidermis development. The record is from RefSeq and is a predicted model, not a curated record.
AUGUCCUGCCAGCAGAACCAGAAGCAGUGCCAGCCUCCUCCCAAGUGCCCCUCCCCCAAGUGCCCCUCCCCCAAGUGCCCUCCCAAGAGCACAGCCCAGUGUCUGCCUGCAGCCUCCUCCUGCUGUGCUGCAAGCUCUGGGGGCUGCAGUGUCCCCAGCCCUGAGGGAGGCUGCUGCCUGAGCCACCACAGGCGCAGGUCCCACAGGUGCAGGCGCAGGAGCUCCAGUUCGUGUGAGCGUGGCAGUGGUCAGCAAUCCGGGGGCUGUAGCCACAGUUCUGGGGGCUGCUGA